CAGCCAUUUAGGCAAAAGAUUGGUGCUCUGCGCGCUAGGCUGUGGACCUUCCUGCUCCAGUCAUUCUACUCUGUCUGCCACAUGCAGGGAUGGGAGACCCUACCCUCCAAGCACAGAGAGAGGAUACUGGCAGGUGCUUUUGAUAAAAGAAACAGUAGAAGACUUGGGGGAAAGCCUGUAUUCACCAGCUCAAAGCAGCCGAGAGGUGUAAGAUGCCCUUGAGUUCCUGCAGCUCCUUGUGAAAGACCUCUUGUCCACAGGACCAUUUGGGUCAUCAGGAACACAGGGAAAGGAAGUUGCACUGCAGUUACAUCAUCAGCCACCAUGAAGUCAGACGGGCUGGGGACGCCAGGCCUCCCAUCCACCGCAGGGAGAGGGACUGGUGCUACCAAGCCUGGAGACACUGGCCCAUUCAGGGCAAAGAACGUCAAGACCAAGCAGCCAGGCGACCACCAGAGCACCACGGCUAAAGCCAAGACUACAACCUCCGCAUCAGCCAAACCAGUGCUCAACGGUACGGCUGGCCCAGGGGGGGCUAGGAGGGAGGUAGCCACCGCUAACGGACCCAGGGGGUCCCCAACAGGUGGGAAGGGGACUAAGGACCAGGACAGGAAGCCUAGCCCUAACCCUGGAGCCAGGCCCAAGACCUCUCCCCCAGGCACCACCUCCACAGCUCAGGCCAGGCCAGGGAAGCUGCAGAAGAAUACAGCAGGGAAGGGUGACUCUCUUCAGGGGGCAGACAGCAGCACAGCCCACCCGGCAACUACCACCCCCUCCACAUCCGGCAGUGCCUCUCCUGACAACAGUUCCGGAAGCCCACGCAACUGCCCCACCAUGCCAGAUCUUAAGACAAAAACCCAGGCUAAAGUUCUGACCAAAUCUCCACUGACCAAACCCCCCCAGAAAACAGACACCACAAAGAUCAACAGCCCUACCAAUAAGCCUAGCACCAGAGAGGCCAAUAAAGCCAAGCUCUCCGCUACAGGAAGAACAACAACUGUAGGAACAGGAGCCAGAGCAGACACAAAGGGGAUGAGCACACCAACAGGCUCAGCUGAGAACCAGGUCUCUAGACCUGGGUCAUCCCUGAGUGCCAGAAAACCUGCGUCUCCCAGGAAAGAGGAGGAUAAGGAUGGUUCCAAAGUCUCAGCAGACAAAGCAGCCAGGAAGACCACAAAAACCACCCCAGUUACCGCAGCCACAGCCAAAUCUACUUCUAAACCAGUAAAAGCCAUCUCCAGCUCCUCUCCUUCCAAACAGCCUCCACUAGCAACGGCCAAACCUGGGCCAAAGCAGAAUGCUACUUCUGAAUCUCCUACAGAGAAAGCCUCACCCAAGUCAGCGGGGCCAGUUAAAAACGUAUCCUCUGUCAUUUCAUCCAAAAAGCCUGCAGCUAAAGAGAAAGAAGGAUCUAAUGGUAAAACCUCUACAGAGACCCAGCAGGCUAAUGACACUGGUUCCGGAGCAGAGAGGGUCUCCUCACAUUCAGAUCCCAGAGAGAAGGCCUCAGAGCCAGUAACAACAUCCACAGAGCAGAGUCCAGCUCAUAACAUCCCACUACCACCAUGCUCCCAGGGCCACAGUGGAGGAGGGGACUCCCUCUCCUUACCCCUGAAUGCCAGUCCUCAGAAAUCUGCCAAACAACCAGGUAAACCUAACUGUACAAGAGGAGUCAGGGCUCUGUCCAAUCAGCCACCAGCAAUCAACCACAUAUUUAAUGGGAAUAACCUUGUAAGCGGAGAGCCUGCUAAGCACACAGAGGGGACACACACAUGUAAACACACUCCUGGCUCAGCCACAGACCUUCCACUGGACACCCCAACUCCAGGCAGCCCUCUGGAGGACUCGUGGAGCAGCCUGCACCACCAGGUCAGCCCCGAGUCAGAAUCCGGCAGUGCCACCACCUCAUCAGACGACAUCAAGCCUCGCUCUGAGGACUACGACGCCGGGGGCUCCCAGGACGAUGUGGAUGACUGCUGCUCCAACGAGCGCGGCGAAUCCAAAGGAGGCGGCACCAUGCGUUGCCAUGACUUCCUGGGUCGCAGUAGUAGUGACACGAGUACGCCUGAGGAGCUGAAGAUGCUGGAUGGUGGACUGCGGGUUGAGGUGAGGCUGAAGGGGUGCGAGGUAGAGACCACCAGCGAGGAGGAAGGGGUGAAGCAACGGCCGCGCUCCUGGCUGAGCAGGGACCGAGACGAGGUCCCUGUUGAGGAGGAGGUGCAGACCAAUAUUAUGGUGAAGCAGGUCCCCGACAGCCAGCUCUUCUCCUCUGAGGAGUCCGAGGAGUCUGAGGAAGAGGAUGAGAGGUCAGAGGUGGAGGUUCUUCCUGUUCACCAGGCCCCUCUGCCUCCUGCCGAUCCCUCUUCUCAAUUCCAGGGCAUUGUGAACAUGGCCUUCGAGGAUGGAGCUGACCCUGGUCAAGUCAACGAACAGCAGCAGCAACUGGACUACCAAUCAGCCUCUAACUUCCGCCGCUCUGUUCUGAUCUCUGUUGACGAGUGUGAGGAGCUGGGAUCAGAGGAGUGCGGGGUGCAGACUCCGCCCCAGCAACAGCCUGAUGACCCCCUCACGCCCUGCGACGUCUUCGGGAGCAACCCUUCUCCGGCCCCUCAGUCAGUCCCCAACUUUGUCUCUCACUCUGGGGGGCACCUGGCAUCGGACUUUCCCAAAAACACACCUCAGCAGCAGCAGGAACAAGGCAACGAGCACGAGUCCAACAACAACAAACCCAACAAACCCAUUGUUUUCCUCACUGAGAUCCAGGAUCCUCUGGUAGAUGACCAUAACCCCACCAAAGUGGAGGGAGUAGAGCCCAGUCCUGGUUGCCCUUCUCUGGACCAUGACCCCACUGACCUGCCUCCCCAAGAGCGAGAGAGACCCUGCCACCUAGACCUCCGGCCUGCUGAACAGUACAGCAAUGGAGGAUCACCACGCAACAACCCCUCAACCAAGCCUAGCCAAGCAUCUGUACCUGUGCAUGUAGACAGCAAGAGAUCAGACUUACAUACAGACUUAAAUGACCCUCAGCAGAAAGGGGGCUCUCCUGUACAUGCAGCUAUCCCACAAUCCCCAGCAGGGGGCAUUGAAGGACAAUGAGACAGACUGGAUCAAACAACAACCCCAACCUGUACACAUGACUGACGCCCCUCCAAAGCCCUCUCUACCAACUACGAACUGAACUUGAGACAAGCUUUUGAGCACCUCAGCUCCUCUGACAACCGCAGCAGGAGGAGCACAGUGGGGUAGGAGGAGGAGAACGACAAAGAGGAAGAUUACAAUGAAGAGAGUGGUAAGUUUGCGGAGCGUGACUGGAGCAUGCUGAAGCAACUCUUGGCUUCAUAAACCCAGUCCCUGAGGACCUAAACCUAGCCCAGUAUCUCAUCAAGUAGAACCUGUCCGUCUCCCGGGACUGCCUGGACACCCAGCAAACCUUCCUGCUCCACGAGAAGGAGAAAUUUAAACGCUGGGCAGAGCUCAUAUCACCCCUGGAGGACUCCACAACCAGCAUCACUGUGACCAGCUUCUCGCCCGAGUAUGCUGCCUCUCCGCAGGGGUAGUGGACCAUCAUGGAGCUAGAAACUUAUCACUGACAAAGCCUAUACAGAAUUAAGGACUAAUGGAUCAUCUUGGAGUUAGGAACACAUCACUUGAUUGACAGGUUUAAGGACUAAGGAGACACUAUGUUAACUUCUUUCUGGAUUUAUCAACCUUCUCUCUAGAUUCAUCAACUAAACAACACUUCUUCUGAGACAGACACUACAACAGUACUUUCUAUCAGCGGGACCUGUUACACUUUCUCUCUGGACUUCUGCAACAUGUCUAUGGUUUACUGACAUCUACAGUACCACAAUUAUUCUGUCUUGAUGUUUGAGUCAUCCUCUAUUUAUUGGUUGACUGUCUCAUGCUUUUUAUGCUGCUUUUUAUGAGCUUUGAGUUUUUUCGGACUCUCAAACUGAACUUGUUUGUUUGCAUUCAGUCCCCUUCACAGUGCUUGACUUGGACGGAAAUAGGUUCCAGUACUAAUUUUGGGUGCCGGUACUGUUUAUAAUUAGGUAAAGGAGCUCCACAACACCUUUUGAUAAGAGGAACAGGAGCUCAAGCCGUAGAACAUUUUAGGUGCCGGAACUCAGCUCCAGUGAGCUCCUGCCCAAGUCAAGCUCUGCCCCUUCAUCAUCUUCAGUUAUAUCCUUAAUACUUAAUGGACUGAGAGUUUAGACACAAAUAAGGUGUUGUGCAUGCGGACAUUUGUGUAUGUUUAACUGUUUACUUGGUGUUUGCAACCUUCAGAAAGAAGAAAAUAAAAAAUACAUGUUUUUCUUA
Molecule: messenger RNA, 4320 nt
Organism: Oncorhynchus mykiss (rainbow trout)
Lineage: Eukaryota; Metazoa; Chordata; Actinopteri; Salmoniformes; Salmonidae
Source: RefSeq, a predicted model, not a curated record